GUAUAGGUCAAACGCUUAAAUUCAACAGAUAAUAAAAUCAAUAUAAAAGAGCGUUUCGCGUUAUUCUUGUCAAACAUUCAUUGAGUUUGUGUAAAGAAUUAACGCGACGAUGGCUUUUAAAACUGUGUGCCUGCUAUUGGUCUUAGCUGUGGCUGCCUACGCCUACCCACAAAACUACGCUCACAACGGUGGUUUUGUCGACGACCCCGGCUUUUCAAAUGGACAAGGUCAGGGUGGAUUCCCUACUCAAGGAAAUGGUUACGACAGCGGGUACUCGGGUCAAAGACAGGGCGGAUUCCCUUCACAAGGUGGCUUCAAUUCGGACCAUGGAUUUGGUAAUGGUCAAGGCCAAGGAGGAUUUGCACACCAAGGAGGUUACAGACAAAGACACAGGGGUGGAUACCAAGAAAACGGAUACUAAAUAUUGUAUUAAAAAAAUAAUAAAUAUUGUAUGACGCA
Molecule: messenger RNA, 459 nt
Organism: Nymphalis io (European peacock)
Lineage: Eukaryota; Metazoa; Arthropoda; Insecta; Lepidoptera; Nymphalidae
Gene: CPG18
Exons: 6
Coding region: 110-421 (103 amino acids)
Source: RefSeq, a predicted model, not a curated record